Brassica oleracea var. oleracea is the source of this 1461-nucleotide messenger RNA. RefSeq lists its product as uncharacterized. NCBI's taxonomy places the organism in Eukaryota, Viridiplantae, Streptophyta, Magnoliopsida, Brassicales, Brassicaceae. Bases 184 to 1032 code for a protein of 282 amino acids. The record is from RefSeq and is a predicted model, not a curated record. The transcript has a single exon.
AGGAUAGUAAUGUAUAAUGGUAUAAUCUGAGAAGGAAAAUUAAAAUAAACAUAUAAAAAAUAAAAUCAAAUAAAACGGCAAAUAUAAAAGAGGCAACUGGUUCCAUUGAAGAAACCCAAUUUUGUAUAUCUCCUCUCUUCCUUCAAAGUCUGAAACUCUCAUCACCGUCUCUGUUUCGCUUAAAUGCCCCAAGUCGAUCUUGAAACCUUGGUUUCUUCAGUCUGCUCCGGUGCCCCCGACCGGAAAAUCGCAUGCGAGACCCUCUCCGACGACAACUCAGCUAACGCCCCGAUGAUCCGACCCGUUUCAAACUCCGUCACGAGUCCUAUCGAUGUUCCACCUGAGUCUUACUCCGUAUCAAAAGAAGCAGAGCUCGAGUGGUUCAACGAGAACGCCUUCUUCGAGCGGAAAGGAUCACAGAAAGGAAUCUCAUCCUCCACUCAUCAUCCGAACUCCAAUUCGAGCUCUCAGAGAGUUUCUCUCAAAUCCAAGACGUCGAUCAUCAGAUUACCGAAACCGCAGAAGACGUGUUUCAACGAAGUGACGAAGCGGAGAAACUGCAGAAUCGCGAGGACACUCAUGAUCCCGAAGCGGAUCGGGUCGCGGUUGAAGUCGGAGCCUUCUUCUCCGAAGGUCUCUUGCAUUGGUACAGUGAGAUCCAAACGUGACCGGAGCCGCCGUAUUCAGAGACAGAAAUCCGGUCGAACCGAUUCGUUUAAAGAUAAACCGGUUCCGGUUAAGAAACCCGGGUUUUUCGCUACCUUCAGAGCCAUCUUCAGAACCGGUGGCGGUUGCAAAAACCUCUCCGCGACUGGAGCCCACGCUCCGCAGAGGGAUGUCGCCAUUCCGGGGAGAAGUUCCGGUGAUAUCAGAGGAAGGCUUCCGCCGGAAGAAGUCGGGAAAUCUUCUCCGCCGAGGAUGAGUAUCACUUCGAGGAGAUCUAUAGACGGUGAGGAACCGGUAUUACCCGGUUUAGGCGGGGUGACUCGGUUUAAAUCGGGGAGAAGACCGGAUUUGUUGGUAGAAGUUUGACGUGGCGUGACGUGCGGCGUUUACGGUGUGGACAGGUGAGAGUCGGUGGGGUCCAGUCCCGUGUUUCAAGCUUACGGAGUAAACAAGGAUGGUGAUUGGGUUGUUGGCUGUUCAUGGGCUUUUGUGGGGCCCAUGAGCGUGUGUUAUUCGGAAAGUCGUUAGUGUUGACGUGGCAACCAGUUUAACGGAAACACGGCAUAGAAAGAGAACAGGCGCACACUUUUGAUUUGGUUUCUCGCGUUCAAACCAAACUUCCACCGUUUUGUAUAUCUUACUAAUAUUAUAUUGUGCCCCUUUUUUCUUCUUAAGACUUUGAUUUUGAUUAGUUUUGCUUUUUUUUUGGGACCUUUUGGUUGUACAUAGCUGUUUCUAUAACUUAUUUGUCUAUGUGUUUGCUUGUAGAAUUUAUCAAUAAUGUAAAAAAUACUU